CUUUAUGGCUUUCGGUUUCUCUCUCUUUUAUUUCUCUGUCUCUCAUAUCACAACCCUUCCUCUAUUAUAUACAAAUUGUUUUCUACUUAUUAUUGUUAUUACUAUUAUUCAUCGAAUAAAUAUAUAUCUUCUCUCCUCACUCCUCUUGUGAUCCUCAAUAAAUACUCUUAUCUCCCCCUUCUUCUCUCUCUCUCUCUCCGUCCUUCUCCCAUUAGUUACUUACUCACUAUACCUUGAUCACACAGCUCAAGGAGAAUUUCAAGAGGUUCUCUUGCAAGUCUUAAUUUCCAUGAUCAUGGGAUACCAAAAGCCUGCAUGGUUGGAAGCUCUUUACACACAAAAGUUCUUUGUGGGGUGCUCUUACCAUGAGAACGCUAAAAAGAAUGAGAAGAACGUCUGCUGCUUAGAUUGUUGCACCAGUAUUUGCCCUCACUGCUUACCAUCUCAUCGCUUCCACAGACUUCUUCAGGUUCGCCGUUACGUUUACCAUGAUGUUGUUAGGCUUGAAGAUCUUCAGAAACUCAUAGAUUGCUCCAACGUUCAGGCUUAUACCAUCAAUAGUGCCAAGGUGGUGUUCAUCAAGAAGAGACCACAAAACCGGCAAUUCAAAGGAUCAGGAAACUACUGCACCUCCUGCGAUAGAAGUCUGCAAGAGCCUUUUAUUCAUUGCUCUCUUGGAUGCAAGGUUGAUUUUGUGCUGAAACACUACAAGGAUCUGUCUCCAUACUUGAGGACAUGCAACUCCCUACAACUAAGUCCUGAUUUUCUGAUCCCACAAGAGACGGUGGAUGAGGAGAUGACUCGUUCAACGGUUGUGGAUUGUGAUGAGCCAAUGAGUUCGUGUUCAGGAUCAUCAGGGUCAGAGAACAACAUGAGCAUGUCUUGCACAGAGAUUGUAAGGAAAAGGAGGAGUGGAUGGAGCAGUGUGUGUGCAAAAUUCAUGGCCAACAGCAAUAACAAGGUUUCUGAUGAAGACAUGGCAAGCAGCAUGAGUAGAAGAAAAGGGAUCCCUCAUAGAUCCCCACUGUGUUAGCUAAGCUACACUAAUGAAGAAGCAGAAGAAGAAAAUAAUGGAUUUAUGAGUUUAGUAGUUGUUAAAUUUUUAAUUUUUUUAAUCACUGUGAUGUGAUAUUUUGACUGAGGUGAAAUGUUCAAAGUUCUCUGUGUCUGUCUCUCGAAAUUCAAGAUUUUGUUUAAUUAAUCACUUGGUCGGGGGUUUUGUCUUAAUGGCAUCACGUGGUUCCCAAUUCCAAGUUAUGUCUGUACAUUGAUAAAAGAUAUUAUUAUUAUCAUCAUAAUAAUUGUGGUUAAAUCA
Molecule: messenger RNA, 1315 nt
Organism: Vigna radiata var. radiata (mung bean)
Lineage: Eukaryota; Viridiplantae; Streptophyta; Magnoliopsida; Fabales; Fabaceae
Exons: 4
Coding region: 290-1033 (247 amino acids)
Source: RefSeq, a predicted model, not a curated record